Messenger RNA from Pseudophryne corroboree (corroboree frog), 2983 nucleotides. It is a transcript of the gene RCN3, whose product is annotated as reticulocalbin 3. Gene Ontology annotation, molecular function: calcium ion binding. The record is from RefSeq and is a predicted model, not a curated record. Lineage: Eukaryota; Metazoa; Chordata; Amphibia; Anura; Myobatrachidae. The transcript is spliced from 6 exons. Gene Ontology annotation, cellular component: endoplasmic reticulum. The coding region runs from base 503 to 1504 and encodes 333 amino acids.
UAUCCUGUAACAUUGCAUGCAUAGGGCGAGCCUGUCAUCUGCGGAGUGAUCUGAUGGCUUGUAAUGCUUAAUAGUGGGCUCACAAGUAGUCCCUUUGGACUUUAGUGAUCAGUUAAGGCAUGAUUAUCAAGUUAGUAAUAAGUGGUUAAACGUUCUGAUAUCUAUAAUAUAUACUAACAUGACUGCAUACAUUAUGGCAUGAUGUGAAUAUUAGAAUGCUUUACAGUGUUGGUGGGAAUUGGGGCUUUACAGCUGUGGGUACCACAAGUCCCAGCAUGCCCCUGUCAGGACUUCUUGUUCUGCAAUGGUUGGAGUUUGUUUAAGCUUGCCUUUAAAAGAUGGAGCUGUCCGCUGAAUGUGUAACUAGUAAGGUUCCAGCUGCAGCUGAUCUACCCUUUGCAAUGAUGUAGCAGCAAUGCAUUCUUAGCUCUAUGGCUAUAGAAAUCAUUCAGUCAGAGGUCAUGUUAAUGGGUGCCUGGUGUAGUGAGCAUGGUGGUGAUGAAUGAACUGCGGUUGUUUCAGGGUUGUAGCGAGCAGAAAUAUGAGGACGCUAACCGCCCUUCUAGUUGUGGCCUUUUGUACCCCAUUGGUGGUGUGUAAGCCGGCUCAGGAGAAGAAAGACCGUGUCCACCACGGCAAGGACCUGAGUGACCACCAGCAUGAUGACGACAAGGACUUCCAGUAUGACCACGAAGCGUUCCUGGGCAAGGAAGAAGCCAAGACCUUCGACCAGCUGACGCCAGAAGAGAGCAAAGAGAGGUUGGGGAAGAUAGUUAAUAAGAUAGACAAGGAUAAAGAUGGCUUUGUCACUGGCGAGGAGCUGAGAGAUUGGAUCACACACACCCAGAACCGAUAUAUCUAUGAGAAUGUUAACAAGCAUUGGGCAGAUUACGAUAAAAACAAAGACGAUAAAAUAUCUUGGGAGGAAUACAAGAACACUACUUAUGGGUAUGCAGCAGGAGAAGAUGAGUUCUAUGAUGUCCUUGAUAAGGACAGAUAUAGAAAGAUGAUGAAACGUGAUGAGAGGCGAUUUAAGGUAGCAGACAAAGAUGGUGACUUAAUUGCCACCCGCGAUGAGUUUACAGCCUUCCUGCACCCAGAGGAGUUUGAUUACAUGAAAGACAUUGUGGUCACGGAAACCAUUGAGGACAUAGAUAAGAAUGGAGAUGCAGUAGUAGAUGUUGAUGAAUACAUAGCGGACAUGUACACCCCCGAAACUGAUGAGCCUGAGCCAGAAUGGGUGAAAACUGAGCGCCAGCAGUUCAGGGAUCACCGUGACCUGAAUAAGGAUGGAAAGAUGGACCAUACUGAGAUCAGCCACUGGAUCCAUCCGCAUGAUUAUGACCAUGCCGAUUUGGAGGCCAAGCACCUUAUCUACGAGUCUGACAAAGACAAGGACGAUAAACUAACGAAGAGCGAAAUCUUGGAGAACUGGAAUAUGUUUGUCGGCAGCCAAGCAACAAACUACGGUGAAGACUUGACGAGGCGGCAUGACGAAUUUUGAAACUUGCCUGCGUGCCCCUGGCCGAGCCUAUAUCGCCUCAGCACAUUGCUGGUGCCUUAGAAUUUGAUUCCAGUUGUGGCAAUGAUGACCCCGGGAGAGGAACUGAAGCUGUGUAUUUUUACUUGGAGUGUUUUUUUUUUUUUCCUUGUUUUUUUAUUAACCAGUGUCAAAAGGACUUAUUUGGUGCUCAGGAGGCCGGCCAAUGUCUGCAAGCGUUAUGGAUGUGAGUUCGUGAAGAUGGCGACCGGGAGAGUUAAAGAACCCUUACUCUUGUUUUUUAACUUGUGCCCAUUGUCUGUUUUUUUUGUUUCUAUUUUUGCCAUCUACUCUAAACCAUUACCCCAGAAGCUGUCCUGUGCAUUUAAGUAAAUGAUCAGUGUGUAAUCUUUAAAAUACAACCUAAAUAUGGAGGCCGCACACACUAGCCUAGUCCCUAUGGAAGUUCUUUGUGUUCCGAUAGAUUUGUAUUACUUGCUGAGGUUUGUCGUGUCUCUGGACACAAAGAAAAAAACAUGUUACAUUACAAGUAUGAUCUGAUUGUUUUUCAUAGCAUGUGUAAAAUAUAUAUAGAGCCAUCUGAACAAUGUUAAGGUUUCUUUUUGUCAUGGCAGAAAUGUGCCUAUAAAUAUUGAUAGAGGGUCUGUAGGGUUCUUAUACACACUGGUGCUCAGAGUUCCUUUCAGGUUUCUCAAGCCUAAUACAAUACAUACACUCCAAAUUGCUGUCAGUUCCAGCAACACACUAGAGAACACACGCACAGUCUGCCUGUACACUAGGGGGAGAUGUAUCAAACCAGGACAGGUGAAGUUGCCCAUAGCAAUUUUUUUUAUCUAGUAGAACAAUCUAUAAAAGUAAAUCUGAUUAGUUGCUAUGGGCAGUUUCUUCCAGUCAUAUUUAGAAACAUUGAUACAUCUCCCCUAUAACCAGGCGUGCUUUAACAAGGGGGGGACCUGUGUGCAAAUGUCCCCCCCUCCCCCCCAUAUUAUUUGGCUGCUGCAAACACCGUAAUUUCCGGCAAUGUCUUCUGAAGCCUGGCACCUGCGCAGAAGAUAGCACAGACUCAGAGUGCCAGAGCACGUGAUAGCUUUUGAGCCGGCACUCUACAUAUGACAUUGCUGGGAUAACGCCGCUGCCGACAGCCGAUAAUACAGUCUCUAUCCUGGGUGCAGGGUCACCCAUCACUCACAGACCCAUGUAAACCACUCACCCUCCACCCUUAUGCACCACUGUAUGUAAUCUGUCAUGGAUGCACAGACAGACUACCUGCCACUAGCUCUGUGGCCUGAAUGGGUAGCAAUUAGGAGUGAUGUGCCUAGCCAGUAUCUGUUAUCUCCUGGACAUCCUUGGGAUGUAUUUAAUGUCUGCAUCCCGAAUGAACGCACAGCUGGGUGCUCCACAUAUUAUGCUCAGAUAAAACAUUUCUGUUAAAGUUCCUUAAAUAUGUAUGGUUUAAUAAAGUAAAAUAAAUUGCUUUUGAAA